UCAACUUUAUAUUAGGCUUGAUAACAUUGAAUAUCACUGAUUUAGCAUCUCCCCAAUUCACUUAUGCCCAGUGUGUCAUGCAGUGUCGAGAAAUGCACGUCUGUACUUCUAUAGUUGCAGGCUCCCCAGAGUGUCAGGAUAUCAGUCCAGAUUAUUGUAGAAGUAUCUCCUGCGAGCAACCAGGAAGUGAGAAACUGUGCCAGAAAACAUGCGGUCUGUGUGCAGAAGACUGCGGAUCGGGAUACUUCAAGGAUGGUUCCUCGUGCAGGAAAUGCGAGGAUGGCGUCGAUGUACAGUCAGUCGACUAUAGAAGGAAAUGUGAUGUUCCCUGUAACCAUAGCAACACGUGGGGCGCAGACUGUCGAACUCCAUGUAGUAAAGGAUGUAGGAAUCAAACAUGUCACCGGUGGAGAGGACACUGUCUCCAAAACUGCAACCCAGGCUACUAUGGGUCUACAUGUGAAUUACAUUGUGACGGGUGCAGGUCGUGUGGAGACCGAGGUGAUACUUGUGACAAUGAGGGGAGGUGUUUGUGUGGCUGCAUGAGAGGAAAACGAGGUGACAAAUGUGACCAAGACUGUCUACACUGUGAAAUGUGUUCAGGAAAUAACUGUACAUGUCAAGAAGGAUUCCGGGGUGCGUUGUGCAGUGAGACCUGCGUGAACUGUAAGAGCUGUAAUGUAGCCAACUGUACAUGUCAAGAAGGAUUCCGGGGUGCGUUGUGCAGUGAGACCUGCAUGAACUGUAAGAGCUGUAAUGUAGCCAACUGUAUAUGCAAGACCGGUUUCCAUGGAGAUGUCUGUACAGUACCCUGCCCCCAGCACUGCUCCCAAAACGUAUGUCGUCAGGCAGGAGUGUGUACACGGGGCUGUGACAGGGGGUGGUAUGGACCAUCGUGUGAUAUACAAUGUGAUAACUGUGUGGGAGACCUCUGCUCGUUAAACGGGACAUGUACUUCCGGGUGCAAAAGCGGGCGGUAUGGUGCCAAGUGUGAUGAAGCCUGUGAUGCCAGCUGCAAGGACCAACUGUGUUACGGUAACGGAACCUGUGAAAGAUGCAAGCCCCGAUAUUAUGGAGACCGUUGCAAGGCCACAUGCAGCACUGGCUGUCGUAACCAGACAUGUGACCGGACUGGAACUUGUGGAUCCUGCAGAGUUGGAAAGUUUGGGGACACGUGUCAGCGACAGUGCAGUUCCAACUGUGUGAAUUACACCUGUGAACAAACAUCAGGAACGUGUAUCAAUGGCUGUGCCACAGGCUGGUACGGAGAUACAUGUGAUGUAAACUGUCCCCACCGAUGUGCCUCACGGUCCUGCCACAGAGACACCGGGAUCUGUCCAUCUUGUGUGCAGAGAUUCCAAGGCUCCCACUGCAACGUGUCAUGUCCACAGUACUGUACGAAAUGUGAACAGUAUAGCGACAAAUGUCUCACUUGUCAACAAAAGCAUUUCGGGUACAAGUGUGAAAAACUUUGUUCACCUCGUUGUCAAGGAGGAAUAUGCCGCCACGAUACUGGUAUAUGUUCACAGGGAUGUAUUGGAACAUUCUACGGCCAUUUCUGCAACAAUUCCUGCAGCGACCACUGUGUCAACAGAGCCUGUCAUACAGGAAGGACCGACGCAGAUGCACCCCAGUGUACUGACGGAUGUGAAGAUGGAUGGUGGGGGGACUACUGUGACAACACGUGUCCUCUUCACUGUGUGAAAUGUGACAGACAUCGUGGCCAGUGUCUGGCGUGUGAAGCCACGAGAUACGGCGUGAACUGUAACUUGAGCUGUAACACUGCCUGCCUGAAGUCACGAUGUAACCUGACAGGAGACUGUAUAUACGGGUGUGAGAGCGGGCGUUACGGUAGCAUGUGUUCUGAAAGAUGUCCCCAGGUGUGCAACACAUGUCAACACGAUGGUGCCUGUGUUACGUGUGCUGACGGCUGGAUGGGAGAACACUGUACUGAAUCCAGCAGACCCCUGGCGCAGUUGCUGUGGGUUGUAAUUCCAUGUCUGCUGAUAGCCACUCUCAUCGUAAUGGCCGUUGUAGUCAUGCGGAGAAAUAGUCCCAGACAUUCAAGGAAAGAAAGGAGACGAGUUCUCGGAGGACCAAACAGUGCCUCUUUAGUAUGCAUACUGAACCCAACAUAUGAAGCCUCUACAAACGGUUGUACAACCCCUGUGGACUUAGACGCCCUGGAUUUGGGCGAGGAAGAAGUAGCGCCCCCUUGUGUUGACGUCAGGAUAAGCGAUGGGCAAUGGUGUCCACAUUCACACUCUCUAGCAUCCGGUGACGUCACUGACACUGCCCUUAUUGACCAAGUGUGGUCAACGGAAGUGAUGGUACACAAUCUCAGACAAUAUGUUGAAAACAUGAAGAGGGAUGGCGGCCUUACUUCCCAGUUUUAUAACCUGCCCCGUGGACAGCUAGGCCCCUGUACCCUAGCCGGAUUGCCAGAGAAUGUCUCCAAGAACAGAUACAGAAACAUACUACCGUAUGAUCACAGCAGAGUAAAACUUUCAUGCGCUCCGACUGUACCUGGUUCUGACUUUAUCAACGCCAAUUUUAUAAAUGGAUAUGGUGAACCGAAAGCAUUUGUUGCCACACAAGGCCCUUACGCAGCUGUGAUGGGCGAUUUCUGGAGAAUGAUAUGGGAAACUGAUGCAAGCAAAGUGAUAAUGCUGACCAACUUGGUGGAGAACAGAAAGGCAAAGUGUGAGAAGUACUGGCCCGACUACGGCCAGCCAGGCACCAGCUAUGACGAUGUCCAUGUCCAGUGUAUGGCCGAGGAUGAGCUGAUGGACUACACAGUCAGGACGUUCAAUCUACACAGGGAUGGACAGCCACCGAGGACGCUGCAGCACUACCACUUCACAGCAUGGCCAGACAAGGGUGUUCCACAUGAAGUUAGGUCUCUUGUUGAGUUCUACAGGCUUGUCAGCAACUCCCCAUCUACAAGCCAUGGGCCAAAGGUCGUACACUGCAGUGCUGGGAUUGGCCGCACAGGAACCUUUAUUGCUCUGGACUAUUUGGUUGCACAAGCCAAGGAGGAAGGCGUCGUAGAUGCCUAUGAGUGUAUUGUCAAACUCCGGCACCAGCGUAUGGAUCUUAUCCAGACAAAGGAUCAGUACAUAUUUCUACACGAUGCUUUGAUUGAGGCCCUUCCUUCGUCUGACAGACCGACAAGAAGAAACCUGUGAAUGCAAGGUCCUCAAAACAUUUGUAUAAACAAUCAAACACAGUUGUGUCGAACAUACGGGUGUCUCGAUACAAAAACGUGUAUCCUGUGUAUUCAUUCUAUAUUCAGCUUUUUUCGGUUGUAUCGAACCUUGGGUAACUGGAAACUUUUCUUAGGUUCCUACAACUUCGCAACAACGGUAUUUUGACAGUGUAGUGAUGACGACAAAAAUGCCUCGUGGAUUUCGUUGAUAUUACAACUUCCAAAAUGACAUGUAAUUUGUUGCGCACUUGCACUGGGUUAAUGCCUUAAUCUGCUAAGAAUGUUCAACACCAUCAUUACUUUUACAGAA
Molecule: messenger RNA, 3518 nt
Organism: Haliotis rubra (blacklip abalone)
Lineage: Eukaryota; Metazoa; Mollusca; Gastropoda; Lepetellida; Haliotidae
Product: cell death abnormality protein 1-like
Exons: 13
Coding region: 78-3188 (1036 amino acids)
Biological process (GO): protein dephosphorylation
Molecular function (GO): protein tyrosine phosphatase activity
Source: RefSeq, a predicted model, not a curated record